UUGUUACGGUCUCCCUCUUCCGCCAUCGUUCCGUCGAGGUCGGGCUCAGCCGUGUGUCUGUUGAAAAUGGCCGCGGAUCCACUCUCUGUUUCUUCUAACGCGUCCACAAACAAUGAAGGUAUUCUUAUAGGUGACAAAGUAUAUUCGGAAGUGUUUCUUACCAUCGACAACUCGCUUGUACCGGAUGAAAGACUCGCGACGACACCGUCGAUGCUCGAUGGCCUCGACCUGAGCACGGAGACCGACCUCCGCAUCCUUGGAUGCGAACUGAUUCAGUCAGCGGGUAUCCUUCUUCGGUUACCUCAGGUGGCCAUGGCAACAGGACAAGUACUUUUCCAUCGGUUUUUCUAUUCCAAAUCCUUCGUGAAACACAGUUUCGAGAUUGUUGCUAUGGCUUCCAUUUACCUCGCCUCAAAGAUUGAAGAAGCGCCACGGCGAAUACGAGACGUCAUCAACGUUUUCCACCACCUGCGACAGCUUAGAGGCAAAAAGACCCCAAGUCCAUUGAUACUUGAUCAAAACUACAUUAAUACCAAAAACCAAGUGAUCAAAGCGGAGCGACGGGUCCUUAAGGAGCUGGGCUUCUGUGUUCAUGUCAAGCAUCCACAUAAGAUAAUCGUCAUGUACCUCCAAGUCCUGGAAUGUGAGAAGAACCAGCCUCUAGUUCAGACGGCCUGGAACUACAUGAAUGACAGUUUAAGGACCAAUGUGUUUGUGAGAUUCCAGCCGGAGACCAUCGCUUGUGCCUGCAUCUAUCUAGCUGCCCGAGUUUUGCAGAUCCCCCUGCCAUCCAAACCUUACUGGUACCUGCUUUUUGGGGCCAGUGAAGAUGAAAUCAAAGAAAUCUGUGUGACGACGCUGAGACUGUACGCGAGGAAAAAACCCAACUAUGAGCAGCUGGAUAAAGAGGUGGAGCGGCGGAAAGUUUUCCUGGCAGAAGCUAAGCUGAAGGCCAAAGGCCUGAAUCCUGAUGGUACUCCUGCCCUGUCCACACUGGGGGGGUUCUCCCCCGCGUCCAAACCGUGCUCCCCGAAUGUGGCCAAAUCGGAAGAGAAGUCUCCAAAUCCUCCCACAAUCAAAGCGGUUAAAAAAGAGCAAGACAGCAGAACCCAAGUCAACAAAAGUCCACCCAACGGUUUAAAAAAGGAGGCAAAGAUUGGAAGGAACAGCAGAAGUGGAAGUCGUUCUCGAUCAAGAACGCGAUCGCGCUCAAGAUCCCGCUCCCCUCGCAGACAUUAUAACAGCAGAAGGAGCCACUCUGGGACUUACAGCUCGCGGUCCCGCUCCCACAGCCGCAGCCCGUCACCUCGCCGACAUCAGCACUCGCCUCUCGUCCCCCCUCUCAAGUCCAAAUCCAGCCACCAUAGCAACAGUGACUCCAAGCUCAGUGGCCGCCACAGCAUCAGCGGGGGCGGAGGCUCCGGGCACAAGAGGAAGCGCUCUCGCUCAAGAUCCCGGACUCCUGUCAAAGUGGACCGAGAGCGCGAGAGGGAGCGCGAAAGAGACCGCGGCUCGUUUGAAGUCUCCUUAAAGAAACACAAACACGAGCGAGGAAUGGGACACAGAGACCGGAGGGACAGGGAGAGGUCUCGCUCGUACGACAGGGACAGAGACAGGGAGCGGAGCCACAAAAGCAAACACCAUAGCAGCAGCAGCGGCGGGCACUCAGGACACGGCCGCCACAGGCGCUGAGGCACAGCAACGGGCAGGUCUGGGGCUGAUGCUCGCACCAUUCGCGACACUCUCGGUCAAUUUAUUCUUUUUAUCCAUCAGGAAAAUAAAAACACACUGCCUUAAGUUCAACAAGCUGUUGAGAUUCCUAGACGUGUUGACGGCAGCUUUGUGCUGCAGGUUAAUGUGAUGAAAACAAGGCAGACUUUCUCCUCAAUCAUUUGAUUAGAGUUGGUUCUCUGCUAUCCAUUACAUCCCUGAAAAAGCAGAUAGAAACAUUCUGGUUAUUUGAUGGAAGCCCUGCAGAACUCACGUUAACCACGAGUGUCAUGGCGUAGAGCAGCAUCAGCCCCAGAGCGGCCUCCUUCCCACGCAGUUCUACUCUUCAAACACCUAAGAAACCAUCAAGCCGCUUUUUGUGUUUCGGGGUCAAAGGUGUAAAGUUACCAUUUUUUGGGGGAAAACAAUUAUUUACAGUGUAAACGAUUGGUACCCACUGACUAAAUAUGAAUGCUUUGAUUUAUAAAAGCGAACUCUUCAGUGGAAAGGUGGAAUAUGUUCAAUGUUAAAAAACCUUCAGGAAAAGUCAACAUGUUUGCACAUGGAGGGCUGACAGUGUUUUUUGGUUCCUUUUGUUUGUUUAUUUUGUACUGGACAGGUUUAUGUUGCUUCAAUAAGAAAACUGGUUAUGCUUUAGUUAUCUUUAUAUAUAUUUUUUCUCUUCCAGCAGGAAAACCGGACUUGAUUUGGAAAAGAGAACUUUUAAGAUUUGCUAUUUGUAACACUGGUUUUUAGUCUGCACGUCUCUGCCCAAUUUUUAUUCAUGAAUAAAAGAGUAAUGCCACUAAA
Molecule: messenger RNA, 2520 nt
Organism: Oryzias latipes (Japanese medaka)
Lineage: Eukaryota; Metazoa; Chordata; Actinopteri; Beloniformes; Adrianichthyidae
Gene: ccnl1a
Product: cyclin L1a
Biological process (GO): regulation of transcription by RNA polymerase II
Molecular function (GO): cyclin-dependent protein serine/threonine kinase regulator activity
Source: RefSeq, a predicted model, not a curated record